UGCCGCUAGCUGGGAGGGUGCCCGGAUGUAAGAGGCGCCCCCCCCCCGGACCACAUUUCCCGUCAGGCCCGGCGCGCGCGGACUACGGCUCCCGGCGUGCCCCUGGGCGCAGGUCCGGGGGAAUUCCCCAGGCUGCUCUUUCUUGAUGGCGGCGGUGCCCGGAGUCGCGCCUUGAAGAGGCUCCGAGGGUCGCGCCCCCCCUCCCCAAAACCGGUCGCUCUUCUUUGGGCCGCGCUUCUUCUCCCGCAUGGGCUUUCUGAGGGGCCUUCCGUGAGCAGCCAUGGCCUGCUUGCAAGGGUCUCCCUCCGGGGCGCCCGGCGGGCCGAAGGAGCCCAAGCGGGGGGAAGCGGGGUCGGGCGGCGGGGACGAGUGGUGUGACAGCGGCCUGGGCUCCCUCAGCGAGGCCCAGCUGGGCCAGCUCCAGGAGGAAGGGGGCCUGGCCUCUGUGGGCCGGGGCAGCCUGGAGGCCGGGGAGCCUGCCAUGGCCGUGACCUCUGACCCCAGGCCUUUGGGGCCGAGUGGCCCCCACAAGGCCCUGCAGGAGGAGGAGGAGGAAGAGGAGCUGGAGCGUGAUGAUUCGGCCCUGGGAGACUCCCUGGGGGGCGACGAGGACCUGGCCCCGCUCGUGGCCGGCGUGGGGGCCGUGCGCCUGGAGAAGGAGCCCGUGGCGGCGUCCGUGGCCCCCGAGGCUUGGCUGCGCCACGUGCUGGGCUUCGUGACCGAAGACGGGGACACAGCUCUCCACUUGGCUGUCAUCCAUGAACACGAGGCUUUCUUGGAUUCUAUCCUUCAGUAUACCCGAGGAACAGAUUACCUGGAUGUUCAGAACGACCUAGGACAGACAGCGCUCCACAUUGCUGUUAUCCUUGGCGCAUCCGAUUUUGUCGGCAAGUUAGUGUCGGCGGGAGCUGGCCUCUGCGUGCAGGAGAAGGGCGGUCACACGGCCCUGCACUUGGCGUGCCGAGAAGGGCAGCGAGAAUGUGCCCAGCAGCUCCUGAUGCCGGCCCUGGUGCCAAGGCCCUUUGAGGGGAGUGGCUUCAAGGCCCAGCUGGACUGCACCAACUAUGAUGGGUACACACCAUUACAUGUUGCCGUUUUGCGGAAAGACUUGGAGAUGGUCAGUCUCUUAAUCUCUGCGGGGUCUGACCUCAACAAACCGGAGCUGAGCUGUGGCCGGAGCCCCCUUCACCUGGCUGUGGAGUCGCAGAGCCCCGAGGCGGUUGAGUGCUUGCUGCGGGCUGGAGCCAACCCAGAAGCCCGCAUGUACAUUGGCUACACGCCCAUGUACAGCGCCGUGCACCGGCCCGACCGAAAAAUCCCUCAGCUUUUGCGAGAGUUUGGCUCAGAGGAGCCUGACUGGGACUCAGAGGAGAGCCUGGACAGCAACAGCGAGGAGGAGUAUGAUGAUAUUGUUCUCAACUGUGGACGCUAGGAGACCGGCCGAAAGGUUCCCUGGGCCUCAGUCCAUCCCGCGGGCAGACGGCUGUGAUUUCCGUAGCAAUGGGAUCUUCACUGUGAGCUCGACGUACUUAUUUAUAAGGGUCAUGCAGGAGCUGCUGUGUCCGGCAGAGAGCAUUUUCCCCGGGACCCCAUUCCAACUUCCCUGCCAUGGGUGGUUUGUUGUUCUGUCUGUUUCCAAAAUUCUGCUCAUAACUGUCUUUCUCUUCCCCAAUGUUUAAUUUUGGAUAUAAAGUACUGUAUGUAUAUUUGUAGAGAACGUAGCAGCUGCCUGUGGCUUCUGCAUUUCUGAUACGAGCAUCUUGUAGAUUCUAAGUCGCGUGCUCCCACCCCACCCCCUAAAUUCUUGUGUGCUUGAGAAGCUUAAUCCACACCUUACUUCGGUGCUGUCCCUGGUAGCCUUGGUGAAUUUAGACCUCGCCUUGUGGAUGACGUGAGCUGAGCUUUCUCCAUACGACUCCUUCCCAGAUGGCUUGAGGUUUUCUUAAACCUUGCUUCUAAGGCGACGCUCCUGCCCUUUUAAGCUCAACGGAAGUUUACGUUGAGGAUGGAUGGACUCAGAAGGAGGAAAAUGUGGCAGGUGCAGCACCUCUGGUGAAUUGAACAAGUUCUGAUAGGAGAGAGGAUUCACCCGGUGGGAAUCUCUGAAAUAGAACGACUCUGAUCCUACCAAGUCUACGUUUCCCUCUUAUCGCUAAGUAACCCGUCUCCACUUCCAGGCUUGGGAGUGAGGCCUCUCCCUCCCCCUUUUCAAGAAAUGCAUCUGGAAGUGAAACGCUGUGUCGAGAGAUGAAAAGGAACUCUGAACAGGGAAGAGGAGUGAGAGCCAAAGUCUGGUUCUAGCUGUGCAGAUGUUUUUUCUGGCUUUGUCCUGGUUCUGCUGUUUUUGCCCCCUCUCUUCUGCCUCUCCUGUGCAGUGUGUCCUCCUUGGAUUCCUGCCCGUUUCCCCCCACCCACCCCGUUUUAUCCUCUGAGGUCCCUCUCAUCCUCCAGAUGUGGUCGAACAGCUCCCAGCAUCUGCAUUGGACGAGGCAUGUCGGAACAACAGAACACAGUCUGUGCUAUCCUGUAGUAUAUUUGUCUCUUCCUUUCGAAUGGCCAGACAGGUGACCUUUGGGGAGGGGGCGGAAGUGUCCUUCACUGUGGCCUAGCAAUCCAUGGAUGGGCUCCCAGCCCCAUCUGUCUUGACCCAGGAGAGAUCAUGGAGUAGUAGGAUUGCCCCGUGAGAGUUUGGACAAAUGGUGGAGCGGAUCCUCUGGAGAAAGCUUUAUUUCGGAUUUCCGUAUGAAACCCUGGGCUCUUCUCUCUGAUUUGGGGGCAAGGGCUUCUGCUCCCGGCAGAGUCUAGAAAGGGGCUGUUUGGCCGCUCCUCUUGUUUUCUCCCGCCCGACCCACGGUCAAGGAAAAUGCCGGCGUCUUCCCGUCAGAGGGGAUGGCACGACUGCAGUGGGCGUCUUUCCCAUGAUCGAGCAGAGCCGGAAAGAUCUACUCCCGAGGAGACUGCUCUGUGAAGACGGGCCAUCGCUUUGAGAGGUCUCAUGCCUCCGGGGUGGACCCAGCGACUUCUCUAAAGCCAGGCCAAGCCGCGCGGAUGAAAUCCCCACCUCAUCCCAGGAUGGAAACAAGUCCACCCUACAGGACCCUCAUUUCAGCCAAAGAAGGCACCGGUCAGGUUCAAUCCAUCGCUCCCAUCCCAGUUCUUUAUUCCCUAUUGACCCAGAUUUGCAUCCCCAUCCAUGUCGCCUGUGGUUUUCUGCGGCUGAUCGGGCUCCCUGCCCUCUGAAAGGGGUAGCCAGGAGAAUGCUAAGCGGGAAGACGAACAAGGAAGCCACGAGGGGUGCUGAUUAAACAUGGGCCAGUGUCAAAUCUGGGAACAGCCGUGGCUUUGGAUUGUGUUGAGCAGUUGAGCUGGGGUUGGGGGUGCCAGGGUCUGGGUUCGAGGGGGGGGCGACGUAUUCCGCAGCCUUCCCACAGUCAGGGUUGGGUGGGACAUGGGGGGAGUUGCCGUGAAAAUGUUUCUGGAAGAUGCCGAGGUUGGUUCUGGAAGCGGCGACACGAUCAUGGCAGGGAUUGUGCGACCCGUGUUUGAUAAGAUGGCUUUUGAAGCUGCCGAGAAUCCCCUAUAGCCUGUGAUCGAUGACAUGCUGCCACAUUUUAAAAAAAUAUUCCCAGCCGUUGUCUUUUCAGCAAAGGAGAUUCUCACAGAGCACACACAGAUGGUGAAUCUCUCCUUGCUCUGUCUUGAAGAGUUUGUUCUCCAGUGCUUGGAUGUUUUGAAGCUACAGUGUGUGUGUGUUUUCUCCCUAAGACCUGUUAUUUUAUCCCAUGUUGUGACUCGGUUCUGUCUCUCUGCCUCUUUAUGUUUAUUGUAUUAUGUAGGUCUCGCUGAAAUGGAUCAGACUAAAAGCUGUGGAUUUCUGUGUGCCUCUGUAUCGUUGUCGUUAUUAUUACAAUUUUAAAAUUGC
Molecule: messenger RNA, 3922 nt
Organism: Pogona vitticeps (central bearded dragon)
Lineage: Eukaryota; Metazoa; Chordata; Lepidosauria; Squamata; Agamidae
Gene: NFKBIB
Product: NFKB inhibitor beta
Biological process (GO): cellular response to lipopolysaccharide
Molecular function (GO): protein binding
Source: RefSeq, a predicted model, not a curated record